Molecule: messenger RNA, 2216 nt
Organism: Helobdella robusta
Lineage: Eukaryota; Metazoa; Annelida; Clitellata; Rhynchobdellida; Glossiphoniidae
Exons: 2
Coding region: 885-2216 (443 amino acids)
Source: RefSeq, a predicted model, not a curated record
UGGAUGAAUCGCAACAGUCAGCAUCCACUGGAAGGUUUUCAAUCCUGGAGACAUGUGAAAGAAAGGAAUGGCUGCCACAGGCGAGAUAAAUUUCAUUCGUUUCUGAGAUCAUACACUUAUUUGGUUCUAAAUAUCAAAUGUUCGUGUGUGUUUGUAUGUACGUGUGUUUAUAUGUACGUGUAUAUAUGCGUCCAUGCGUGUGCGUGUGUGUGUGUGUGUUUUCCGGAUCUCUGCGUUGCUAAACGUUUAUCGUUAACACUUUAGAUUUAUUUACACGCUAAUUGUGUUGAUGCUUCCAUAUAUUUAUUUGGUUGUAUCAUCGUCUCUAUUAUUUCGCUAAUUUUAUUAUUUCAUUAAUUUUAAUAGCUGUUUUUUUUAAGUAUUUUUCCCCGAUUUUUUUAGCUCUCUUUAAAAAAGCAAUAUUUUGUAACGUCUUUAACUAAUCAAUCAAUGAAAUCUGACUGUAUGUAAUUUUUAAUUAACUUACACUGUUAGUUGAUGUUUUUAACUGGGUUGAUUGAAAGCAGAAUGAAUCAUUUAAUUGUCUCAAGAAAUGUUUUCUUGAUAGGUUUCGUUUGCUUUGCUGUUUCUGUGUUUCCGAUAAUUUUCACGCUUCAAAAGGCCAAAUUCAAAUUUGGCCUUUUGAAAAACAAAAUCGCACUUCCGUUUUUCAUUUGGACGAAACUGCAAAUAUUUGUUUUGCAAGUGUCGAUGUCGCGAGAAGUUUUCAUUUUAUUUGCAAUUUUGACAUUUAAUUGGUUAUAUUAAUUUUUUUAAGAAAUAAUUUCAUAAAAAUUUUAAGGUAAAGGCGUCGUUCGAAACGUGUCACCUAAUUUAUUAUGAGUUGUGGGACUCCAUGAAAUGCGCUUUUACAUUAAAAUCAGAUGUUCAUAUUGUUCAUUUCUCUAAGAGUUUCGUUUACUUACCACUUCAAAAUGUCCGCUGCAGCAGGCGGCGAGCAAGCAGAAGCGUCUAACGAGGUUAACAAGCAACUGACAUCAAAACCGAAUCCGUCAACAUCAUCAUCGCUGGUGACAGGCCAACAACAAAAACCUUCUCUUCUCCAGCCACCCACUUGUGAUGCUGCUAGCUCUACUACUACGAAUUCGUCUGCAAAUGCGCCGCCUGUCGUUCAACCUCAAAGCUCUUCUACAUUAGAUGCCCAUUCACUCAAGCAAAUUCAACAACAGCAACAAUUAGAAUUUUUCGAUGCUUCCAGUGAUUUCAAUAAGCAGAAAAAAAGUUCAUUUCAGAUAACGAAAAUUAUAAGUGUGAAACAAGAAGGUAAGAAGGAUGAAAAUCAGGAUGAUCUUGAUGAAACAACGAAUACAGAAGAUCUGAGUCUGGAUGUCUCUAGGACAACAGAUGUUGAACAUGAGCCUUCAUCAGCCAGCACAGUUCACAGCCCUGGGGGUACAGAUGAUGCUGUUUGGUCUGGUCUAAUACAUUCGAUCCCCGACAACCCCAACCAGACGGCCAUUUUAGGCAGUCAUGUUGCCACAUCAAAAUCAAAAACAUCUCAAGAUUCAAGAUCUAGAUUCAAAAUAGUGAAAUUAGAGAGUCAAGAUAGACUGAAGAGGGGCAGGUGGACGUGCACAACAUUCUCAGAUCCCAGUGAUACCUCUGAUAAGUCAAGAAACAAAGGUGAGCAGCUGAAUAUGACAGAUUCUAUAUACUACAUACCACCAGCUGUUGAUGAUCACAACACUGCAGUCUUUGCACCUAUUGUAUACACGGAAGGCCAUCCUAUUCUGAAAAUGCACGGACCACUGUUAAACAGUAAGCAACAGAUCUUAGAUGAUAUCGAGAUGUUGCCUUGUUCUACUACCAAUGAGGUUAUAGAUUCAAUUCCGCUGACAACAACUACAUCUACAAAUUUUAAUUUAGAUUCUUCAAACAUUUCUAGAGAUGUAUUACCGCCAAGCUUACUAUCUGAUCCUGAUGGUAAGCAGCCAGAAAAAUUUUUACCUCCAGCUCCUAAUUUAGAAAAUUUUCUGCAAUCUGGGGGUGUAACUCUGGCACCUAAUUCAAGUUUAGUAGAAGUCGUCAUCUUAAAAGCGAUGCAAGUUUCUCAGGAAUUAAACAACAGUAGACGUGAAAAAAAAAUUUUGGCUCCGUCAUUCGUCGCCGCCGCCGCCAUCUUGAGGAAAUAUUUUACAGUCCUUGUACUGAACGAAAAAAUUAUCACAUCAAUGCCUCAGGCUGCUAAUGGUUGA